CUUAUUUAUUUAGGAUUGGCACAAACACCUGAUUCUUCGGCCAAAGUGUUGCUAAAAAUAUCAGCCAAGGCACCUAUUUCAAAAGAUUAUACAUUUCAGUUUACGUCUAUGAAAGCACUUCAAGAACGUGAAUCGAUUAAAGCACAAAUUGGUGAAUUAUUAGCACGGGCAAGAGGAACUCCUACUGUAAGCACACCGUCGGCCAUGACGACACCGACAUCGACCUCACCGUCUACACCACAAGCUAUUGCUAGUGUAUCAUCACCUGCACCGUCACUACAACAACAAGCCAUUACAAAUAACUUGAUUGCAUCAGCACCUACAACACCUAUCAAUCCACCUGGAACUCCCUUAACACCCUCUAGUCCUUCUCGACGACAAGAAGAGUUUGCAGAACGUCGACACCUCUUGACAUCCAGUCGAGAACUACAGUCACUACAUAAAGAACUAGUUAUGAUUGGGAAAAAUUUAGACGAAGAAGAGUUUUGGUCAAGUCCAUAUAUUAAGCGUAUUCGACAGAAAUUAAAAAAAGAUGUUACAUCAAGAGAAGGGAAACAAAAAGGAAAAUCAUCUAGAAUGGUUGAAUUGAAACCAGGACAACAAGAAGGUUCAGACGUGAAAUACACAUUGACAAGUCAAAUUAUUCAUAAUAUUUUUACCGAAUUUCCUUCAGCAUCUGAGUUCUUUCAUAGAUCACGUACAGGUGGUGGUAAAUCACAAUUAGCACCUUAUGAUGAUAUUUUUGACCGAUGUUUACAAGAAGAGGAUGAAGAGAAUUCAAAACCACCUGCAAUUACACGUAUGGAUAAAAUUCGAUUUGAUAUUGAUCUAUCAUCCACAACGGAGGAUCAUAUUGAUAGUGGUAAUGCACCUGAUUUUACAAUGAAGCCAGGAAGAGCAUCUUUACCCUUUGAAGAAGAAAUAGAAAAAGAUAUUAUUAUUAAAGAUUUAUUAGAUAAACCACCAUCAGAUAAAAUAAUUCUCGAUAUUCAAGAUACCAGACGAUACUUUGAAAGUCAAACAGGUGGUCUAGAUAACCAAAAUUUAAGCGAACAAGAUACAAAAACAUUAUUGUCAGGCUAUAAACGAAAAUUUGAAGGCUGGCAGCCUGAGAUGGCUAAAGAACAAGAAACUAUAAUGCAAUCCAGAUUAGCAGAUCAUGUUUGUAUAGAGUUAACAAAUACAAUUAAAAAGAAAGUGAGACAUUAUGAAAAAUCUGCAUCAGGUUAG
This is a messenger RNA of Cokeromyces recurvatus, 1230 nucleotides long. RefSeq lists its product as uncharacterized. Gene Ontology annotation, biological process: transcription by RNA polymerase I; transcription by RNA polymerase II; nucleotide-excision repair. Gene Ontology annotation, cellular component: transcription factor TFIIH holo complex; transcription factor TFIIH core complex. The record is from RefSeq and is a predicted model, not a curated record. NCBI's taxonomy places the organism in Eukaryota, Fungi, Mucoromycota, Mucoromycetes, Mucorales, Mucoraceae. The transcript has 5 exons. The annotation marks the transcript as partial.